AUGCCGCUUUCGUGCCCAUUCCCCAAUCAGGGAUGCCGUCCGCAGGCGGCACAUCCCCCGCCACCCUGCAGCCCGCUGCCUCCAACGUUUGGAUCCACAAGGACAAUGUUCAAGAUCCAUGUGAACCACAAUCAACUGCACAGUUAUCGACCAGUGCUUGGCCAUGGGACUAGGCUGCCUGGAAUAAGAUGGAACCAUGCAAGGGAAAGAAGGGCAUUCACCAGGCACAUGUGUUCAGCAUCCAGAGAAGGCGUUACCCAACAAGCUGAUCUCUCAGCCGGUUUCAAUCUCCAAACUGCUGUUAAUCUUGCGUGCUGUGCCUUUGAGUCCUAUCUUGACCCACCAGUAGAGGAUCAGUCUUUGUGGCAGGUGCACACUUCGGCAAAUGGAGUGAAGACAACUUAUGUGGAAAGGCGCUUCUUGACCGAUUCCUUUGAUGGUCUUGUCAGCGUGGAAGUUAUGAGUGCAUCUGAUCUUCCAGAAAGAGAUACGUUGGGGGGGAGCAACCCAUACGCUGUGGUGAGCAUUGGAGAGAGCUCUGGCAGGACAGAGACUGUCGCUUGGGGCGCCGAGCCAACUUUCAACGAGAAAUUCUACCUUUUUGUGAGGAGCCCUGAAAAGGAUGUCCUGGUGGUGCGGAUGUUUGAUGAAGAUCCUGCAAAGUCUGAUGACAGUCUUGGUGCGGCAAUGUUGCCUGUGAGGUCAUUGCUUGAUGGGAAGCACCAUGACCUGGAAAUGGAGUUGAGGGGAGAUGGUGGAGGUGGAAAGCUCAAGCUGAGCGCAAGGUUUCUCAGGUGA
Ostreobium quekettii is the source of this 798-nucleotide messenger RNA. Lineage: Eukaryota; Viridiplantae; Chlorophyta; Ulvophyceae; Bryopsidales; Ostreobiaceae. The record is from the annotation of a GenBank genome assembly.